Messenger RNA from Diospyros lotus (date-plum), 825 nucleotides. Its product is annotated as auxin-induced protein AUX22-like. Gene Ontology annotation, molecular function: protein binding. The record is from RefSeq and is a predicted model, not a curated record. NCBI's taxonomy places the organism in Eukaryota, Viridiplantae, Streptophyta, Magnoliopsida, Ericales, Ebenaceae. Gene Ontology annotation, cellular component: nucleus. Bases 49 to 567 code for a protein of 172 amino acids. The transcript is spliced from 2 exons. Gene Ontology annotation, biological process: regulation of DNA-templated transcription.
UCAACGAAUAGCAACGCAUUAAUUACUCAACACCCCCAAUCUCCGAAAAUGGUGACAGAAGGUCUUGGGCUGGAAAUCACAGAGCUCCGACUUGGUCUUCCCGGCGGCGAGAACAAAAACGAGAAGAAGAGGGGAUUUUCCCACAUAGUGGGCGACGAGAAGAAUUCAGCCACCGGAGACGACCGGAAACAGGAGCGGAAGAGUCAGGUAGUCGGGUGGCCGCCGGUUUGUUCCUACAGAAGGAAGAGUGGGGCCGGAACGGCCAAAGCAUACGUUAAAGUGAGCAUGGACGGCGCUCCCUUCCUGAGGAAAAUUGAUCUCAGUUGUCACAAAGGGUACGGCGAUCUCGCCGGCGCUCUGGAGAAGCUCUUCGCGUGCGCAGGAGAUGAAUACCUUCCCAUUUAUGAAGACAAAGAUGGCGAUUGGAUGCUCGUGGGAGAUGUUCCAUGGGAGAUGUUUGCUGAAUCAUGCAAGAGACUGAGGAUGAAGAAGGGGGAAGAAGAGAAGGGAGGUGAAGGAGUGGUGCAAGCAAAGAUCUUUCUGGAGGGAGCCUCAAAUGAUGGAUGAACCUAAUUAUUAAAUAGAAUUAAUUAAUAUUGCUUUGUGGAAGUUAAUGAUGGAGGAUUAAUUGUAUCAGACAUCUAUGUUUUCUAUAGCUCAGUCGACCUUUGUUCUUGGUUAUUUGUUUGAUUCGUACGUAGGUACGUGUUGUUUGUUUCUGCUAUAUUAAUUAGAAGCAUUUGUAGCAUAUAAUUCCCCGUAUUCCCUAAUGUUAGUGAUUAAUUCGAGUUUUGUCACCACUAAUUUCCCAUGACAUUUUUAAUU